UCCACUGUCAGGAUGUCUCCAUCCACAUCCCCCCGGUUCUUCACAGAGAGGGAGGUGGCCCGCCACUGCACCAAGGAGUCCUGCUGGGUGCUGCUGGGGACCAGGGUUUACGACGUGACGGCUUUCUUGCGGAUGCAUCCUGGAGGGGAGGCUCUGAUACUUCGCAGGUCGGGUAAGGAUGUGAGCCAGGAGAUGGAGGGACCCCCGCACCGGCACUCAGAGAACGCCCGGCGGUGGAUGGAGCAGUACUACAUCGGGGAGCUGGACAGAGACAGCGGCAGUGACGAGGCACAGUCUCUGAGAGAGAAGAGGACAGCAGGGAAGAUGGCAGAAAAGAUGACAGAGGGGAAGGUGAAAGAGGAGGACAGGAACUCCCAGUACAACCCCCGCAGCUCUGUGGACCUGGACAAGGACUUGGUGGACUGGCGGAAGCCCCUGUUAUGGCAGGUAGGCCACCUCAGAGAGAAAUAUGACGAAUGGGUUCACCAGCCGGUCAACAGGCCUAUCAGACUGUUUGGAAACCCUUUCCUGGAGGCCAGCAGCAAGACUUCCUGGUACUGGGUACCAGUGGUGUGGCUUCCUAUUGUGUUUUAUCUCAGUUGGUAUUGCUACACCUCGCUGGCAAAGGGGACCACCAGCCUACCUCUCACUUCGGAUGUCUACAUCCUGAUCCAUAAGUACACUUUCCCACUGCUCUUUUUGAUGGGCUGGUUCUUGUGGUCCUUCAUCGAGUACUGCAUCCAUCGCUUUGUCUUUCACAUGAAAAUGCCAGCUCAUAACUACUACCUCAUCACGCUACACUUUCUGCUGCACGGACAGCACCACAAGUCUCCUUUUGAUGGUUCCCGGCUGGUCUUUCCACCCGUGGUGGCCUCCCUAGUGGUGGGAAGUUUUUAUGUGAUGCUCAGCAGCUUGCUCCCAGAGAUCGUCGGGAUAUCCAUAUUUGUUGGCGCACUGUGGGGCUAUGUUGCGUACGACAUGAGCCAUUACUACCUUCACUUCGGUUCUCCAAAGAGAGGCUCGUACAUGUACAGUUUGAAGGCCUACCACAUCAGACACCACUUUGAACACCAGAGAGCAGGUUUUGGAGUGAGCUCCAUGUUGUGGGAUUUCCCCUUCAACACAGUCAUUCCUGAUGAGAAAUUCUAA
Scomber japonicus (chub mackerel) is the source of this 1149-nucleotide messenger RNA. RefSeq names its product fatty acid 2-hydroxylase-like. Gene Ontology annotation, cellular component: endoplasmic reticulum; membrane. Gene Ontology annotation, molecular function: fatty acid 2-hydroxylase activity; heme binding; iron ion binding. Gene Ontology annotation, biological process: lipid biosynthetic process; fatty acid metabolic process. The transcript has 7 exons. The record is from RefSeq and is a predicted model, not a curated record. Bases 13 to 1149 code for a protein of 378 amino acids. NCBI's taxonomy places the organism in Eukaryota, Metazoa, Chordata, Actinopteri, Scombriformes, Scombridae.